Molecule: messenger RNA, 2941 nt
Organism: Pseudogymnoascus verrucosus
Lineage: Eukaryota; Fungi; Ascomycota; Leotiomycetes; Thelebolales; Thelebolaceae
Gene: SKN7
Product: kinase-regulated stress-responsive transcription factor skn7
Exons: 7
Coding region: 554-2494 (646 amino acids)
Biological process (GO): regulation of DNA-templated transcription; phosphorelay signal transduction system
Molecular function (GO): phosphorelay response regulator activity; DNA-binding transcription factor activity; sequence-specific DNA binding
Source: RefSeq, a predicted model, not a curated record
CACCACCCCCCCCAUCAUCCCCACCACACAACCCAUUUAGGGACCACCAUCACCCAAAACUCCACCACUACUACCAAAGCUCCACCACCACCAGCCUCUACCCCAUCUAAAAGCCAACGAAAACUCCACUUUGCUCGUCCCACGACCUUCCCUACUAAACAACACGAACGUUGAACGCCAAACUGUCGCUCGUUCACGUCGAGCAUCGAACAACGAUCAUUACUGUAGCAACUACCCCUUCAGCCCUUACGCCUGGAGUCACUUACGACCGCUGCGCCGCGCGCCUUCCUCCAUUUGCGCGCCAUGGAAGUAUCGCCUGCUUCAUAAAGCCGUGCCAUAGCCCCGCAGAGCAUCGACCACCUAGGCGACUUCCCUCGCUCCCUCUUUGGCCCUCGGUCAAGUCGCCCUGACCAUCGCCCUCUUUGCCAGCGCAGCGCAAAGUCGAACGCCGAAGGAGCAAGGGCAAGCAGGACCCUGAUUCUGCCGGCUACCGGCGGCGUACCCCGAAGACGACAGCGACGUCGAUAAGGCUGUUCAACCGGCUACCGAUACCAUGGAGAAAGCCGAAACAACAGGGACUGGGUCUAAUAACUCCAGCGAUUUUGUGCGGAAGCUGUACAAAAUGCUGGAGGAUCCUUCAUACGAAUCAGUAGUGCGGUGGGGUAACGAAGGCGACAGCUUUGUGGUCUUAGAAAACGAGAAAUUCACGAAAUCCAUCCUCCCCAAGCACUUCAAGCACAGCAACUUCGCGAGUUUCGUCCGCCAGUUGAACAAGUACGAUUUCCACAAAGUUAGGCAGAAUAAUGAAGAUAAUGGACAGAAUCCGUAUGGUCAAGGGGCAUGGGAGUUCAAGCAUCCCGAGUUUCAAGCAAAUAAGAAGGAUUCCCUGGACAACAUCAGACGAAAGGGUCCGGCACCGCGGAAGACGAACACGUCAGUCGACGAGUCCUUUCCGUCGCAGCAGAUUGACCUGGUCAACACCCAAUUGGGCGCCGUCCAGCAUCAGCUGCAAAACCUCCAAGAUCGAUACGACGACCUCACUACCAACCAUGCCGUGUUAUUAACACAAGUUGUGGGCCUCCAAAAGGUUGUAAAGAACCACGACGGAGCAAUGCACCGGGUUAUGAGCUUCUUACACACAAUGGAUGCGCAAAGGAGGAACAGCCGGACUAUAGGGUACGCGAAUGGCCAUGGCAUUGGUAUUUCAGACCUUGUUGGAUCAGGACCAGAUGAUCAUCCCGCCUCGCCGUUACAGCAGGCUUCGCAUCUCCUCCAGGAGUUCUCUGCCGAGAACCUAUUCAGCAAGGACCUAGAGCAGAUGCAAGUCGGCGGCCCCUUCAGCUUCCGCAGCGAAUACUCCACUCCUUCGAACGACCAGUCAGGCUCCGGCGGUGUUGUGCCGACGCCAACCACGGCCAGUCUCCCAAAUAAUUUGCCGUAUGCAAAUCGCAAUUACGAUUUGGACAGCAUGGUAUACCCGGUGGGACAAGUCAAUGGAAUCGAUCCGAUCAACAGCGCGCAUAUUAACAACAUCCCUUACGCUAUUCCCCCGGGUGGACCGUUGGCAGAGAACCAGACAGACAUGGAGCAAUCGAAGUCUGCGGCGGGGCGGAAGAAGAGCUUCACGGAUCCUGGAUGGGGAAUGCAUAAGCCUCGCAUUUUACUGGUUGAGGAUGAUAAGACCUGUGCGCGCGUGGGGUCCAAGUUCUUGCAAAGCUUUCAAUGCGGUGUGGAUGUAGCUCGACACGGACUCGAAGCCGUUGACAAGAUGAAUGCCGCACCAAACUCUUUCGAUCUUAUUCUUAUGGACAUCAUUAUGCCGCACUUGGAUGGUAUAUCCGCAACCGUGUGCAUCCGCGAGGUCGCACCUAGGAUACCUAUCAUUGCUAUGACUUCUAACAUAAGGGCUGACGACAUUGAUAUGUACUUUAGAUAUGGCAUGAACGAUGUGUUACCGAAGCCUUUUACCAAGGAAGGCAUGUUUCGAAGUCUUGAAAAGCAUCUCAUGCAGUUCAAGAAAGACUACGCCCACCCCGCUCAACCCCAACCAGCAGUUUACCCUGCAUACCAGCCAGUAAUGGCAAACGCUCAACAACCGAUAAACAUGAACAUCUCCAACAUCGCAGCGGCCCAGCCUAUCAAAGACGAGAAUUCGCCAGGCAAAUCUCCAGGGCCUUGGCCCUCACCGAACCAAAUGCCAGGGCAAUCCCCCAACUCAGCCGCCCAGGCAAACUUUGCGCAGAUGCAAAACAACGCAGCAUACGCGAUAACACCAACCCACCCCGCAUACCAACAAGCGCAGGCACAGGCACAGGCCCAAGCACAGGCCCAAGCGCAAGCACAAGCAGCACAGGCGGCGGCAAUGCCCGCGCCAAACCAAGUAGGGAACCGCAGGCAGCUGGCCGACAUGCCCGACAUGGCAACCCAGAGCGAGCACCCGGAUAAUAAGAGGCAGAGGAUGUACCCAGCGCAACCCAGCGGGUUCCUCCAGUGAGGCAGCGAUUUAUGUAUCGACGCGGUUAAUAUGAUAUAUAGAAACUUCAACAAACGGAAAGUAGGGACAUAGGAGGUAAAGGGAGGCAGGCUUAUACAUUUAGAGGAGCGAGGCGUAGACGGAGGGUGGACGAUACCUGACAUAGGCGAGGAAACGAGAUAGGGAUUCUCAUGGUGGGAACCUGGUUCACACGCUUGCCCACAGCAUGGGCGCGGUGGAGUGGCUUUGGGGGUCAUUGCUGAUUUUGGCAAUGAAUAUUUUUGGAGAGAUUGUACGCUUCCUGCUGCUACGGCACUUGCGGUUUGGCCGUAUAGCAUGAGCAUGGUAGCAAUGUCUGUGAAAAAGUUUACGUAGGGACAUUUAUCUAUCGAGUAUCUGAGAUCAAUGGACAUUUUCACAGUAUUCUUCACAGUAUUCAUUGGGGGUCACCUCAGUUCUUGGCGUUUC